CCACCAGAGCCCACGUCUCUCAAGAUACAAACCAGACUGGAUGGAACAAUAACCAAAGAUCAAAUUAAUCUGCUCUAGAGAGAAAGAACCGACCCUCCUAUCUGUCCGCGCAAAACCCAUCCUCAUUCGCAGCGCAAUACCCAACCCACCAUGACCAGAUCCAACCACCCCCUCACCCAAGACUACUACGAAGUCCUCAACCUCCCCUUUACAGAGACUCCCACAGCGCUUUCUAAGCAACAACUCAAAGCAGCCUACCACAAAGCUCUGCUAAAGCACCACCCGGACAAAGCGCCCGGCGCAAUCGCAGACACCAGCAGCCUUCCCACAUCAGACACAAACUCCUCAUCGCACACAAGCCAUCGCUACACAAUAGACGAGAUCACAACCGCGUACCAAACACUUUCUGAUCCAUAUCUACGCGCUGAAUACGAUCGGUCGCUGCGACUCGAUCGCGCAAGGGUCGCGGAGCGGGAGAAGACAGGGACGGUUUUCCAUACGGGGUUGGAGGUUGUUGAUCUGGAGGAUCUUGCGUGCGAUGAGAGUGAUGCGGACGCUGCGCUCUGGUAUAGAGGGUGUCGGUGUGGCGAUGAGAGGGGGUUUUUGGUUACGGAGCAGGAUUUGGAGAGGGAGGCGGAUCAUGGGGAGAUCGUUGUUGGGUGUCGGGGGUGUAGCUUGUGGAUGAAGGUUUUGUUUGCUGUUGAGGAUGGGGAUGGCGAUGAGCAGAAUACUUGAGUGGUGCUGUGUGAUGUGUUUGUGUGAUUGGUUUUCGUCUUCGGGCGACGAUGGGUGGAUUCUUCGCUCGGAGUAUACUCCUGGGGUGCCUUUCGUCGCGAUAAUUGCGACUGAGUUGCCUUUCCUGGCAGGGUAUGGUGAUGGAGCGCCAGCCCAUAAUGGGCAUUGCGCACUCUGUCUUGCGCAAAGGAGUCUUUGAGGGAUAGUCCAUAGCUCACCAUCAGCAUACCGCAGCGGACGCUCGUGGUCAAGUGGCACUUUGACCUGUCCCACCCUCCAGGGGUGAUUGAGAUACUGCUCGCGGAUCGAUGCAGUACUAUGGACACUUAUAUACAUGUGGUAAAGCUUGGUUUAUCUUGACUUUGUUGCUACCACCGCCAGGUCUGUCUGCAAUAGAACUUGAGCCACUUGAGUCAAGAUAUGAUAUAUGAGACAUGAGAUAUAUAGAGAUUAGACUACAAAAGAAACGAUC
Messenger RNA from Aspergillus welwitschiae, 1207 nucleotides. RefSeq names its product diphthamide biosynthesis protein 4. The transcript has a single exon. The record is from RefSeq and is a predicted model, not a curated record. The coding region runs from base 151 to 735 and encodes 194 amino acids. Lineage: Eukaryota; Fungi; Ascomycota; Eurotiomycetes; Eurotiales; Aspergillaceae. Gene Ontology annotation, molecular function: metal ion binding. Gene Ontology annotation, biological process: protein histidyl modification to diphthamide.